Molecule: messenger RNA, 3720 nt
Organism: Elephantulus edwardii (Cape elephant shrew)
Lineage: Eukaryota; Metazoa; Chordata; Mammalia; Macroscelidea; Macroscelididae
Gene: USP31
Product: ubiquitin specific peptidase 31
Exons: 17
Coding region: 1-3720 (1239 amino acids)
Biological process (GO): protein deubiquitination
Molecular function (GO): cysteine-type deubiquitinase activity
Source: RefSeq, a predicted model, not a curated record
AUGGCGGCCGCGCGGCUUCAGCGCGGGGCGCGGGGAGCGCGGCGCCGGGAGGCGGGUCACGGGCUCCGGAACCACGGCAACACGUGCUUCAUGAACGCCACGCUGCAGUGUCUCAGCAACACCGAGCUCUUCGCCGAAUACCUGGCGUUGGGCCAGUACCGGGCCGGCCGCCCCGAGCCCUCGCCGGACCCGGAGCAGCCCGCCGGCCGCGGCGCGCAGGGCCAGGGCGAGGUCACCGAGCAGCUGGCGCACCUGGUGCGGGCGCUCUGGACCCUCGAGUACACCCCGCAGCACAGCCGCGACUUUAAGAGUAUCGUGUCUAAGAAUGCACUGCAGUAUCGGGGCAAUUCCCAGCAUGAUGCCCAGGAGUUUCUGCUGUGGCUGUUGGAUCGAGUUCACGAAGACCUCAAUCACUCUGUGAAGCAGAGCGGCCAGCCUCCUCUGAAGCCACCAUCAGAGACUGAUAUAAUGCCCGAGGGACCAUCCUUUCCUGUCUGCAGCACUUUUGUACAAGAACUUUUUCAAGCCCAGUACAGAUCCUCUUUGACAUGUCCUCAUUGUCAGAAACAGAGCAACACUUUUGACCCUUUUCUCUGCAUUUCUUUGCCAAUUCCUCUACCCCACACAAGGCCUCUGUAUGUCACUGUAGUCUAUCAAGGGAAAUGCUCUCACUGCAUGAGGAUUGGUGUGGCUGUGCCUCUCUCUGGGACUGUUGCCAGACUUCGAGAAGCAGUAUCUAUGGAAACAAAGAUCCCCACUGAUCAGAUUGUGUUAACAGAAAUGUACUAUGAUGGAUUCCAUCGUUCCUUUUGUGACACAGACGACCUGGAAACGGUCCAUGAAAGUGACUGCAUUUUUGCCUUUGAGACUCCAGAAAUAUUUAGGCCUGAAGGAAUUCUCAGUCAAAGAGGAAUCCAUCUGAACAACAAUCUGAACCACUUGAAAUUUGGCUUGGAUCACCAUAGACUGACUUCCCCUACACAAACGGCUGCAAAGCUGGGAAAAGUGGAUCUGCCAUCCACGAGGGCAGCAAGUGACAAGAUUGUGCUCUUGGUGUGUAACAGGGCCUGCACCGGGCAACAGGGGAAAAGGUUUGGUCUGCCUUUUGUGCUGCACCUGGAGAAGACAAUAGCAUGGGACCUUCUGCAGAAAGAAAUCUUAGAGAAGAUGAAGUAUUUCUUGAGGCCUACAGUUUGCAUUCAGGUGUGUCCAUUCAGUUUGCGUGUGGUCAGCGUUGUGGGAAUAACAUACUUGUUGCCCCAGGAGGAGCAGCCCUUGUGCCAUCCAACAGUAGAGAGGGCAUUGAAAUCUUGUGGACCUGGGGGUACUGCUCAUGUGAAAUUAGUAGUAGAAUGGGACAAGGAGACAAAAGAUUUCUUGUUUGUAAACACUGAAGAUGAGUACAUCCCUGAUGCAGAAAGUGUCCGUCUGCAGAGGGAGCGUCACCAUCAGCCUCAGAUGUGCACUUUAUCCCAGUGUUUCCAGCUCUAUACCAAAGAGGAACGGCUGGCCCCCGAUGAUGCCUGGCGUUGCCCGCACUGUAAGCAGCUGCAGCAGGGAAGCAUUACUCUCAGCCUGUGGACUCUGCCCGACGUGCUCAUCAUUCACCUCAAGAGAUUUCGGCAGGAAGGAGACCGGCGUAUGAAACUCCAAAACAUGGUCAAGUUCCCUUUGACUGGCCUGGACAUGACUCCUCACGUGGUCAAGAGAAGCCAGAGCAGCUGGAGCUUGCCAUCUCACUGGUCCCCAUGGAGACGACCCUAUGGACUUGGGCGGGACCCUGAGGACUACGUCUAUGACCUGUAUGCUGUGUGCAAUCACCAUGGCACCAUGCAAGGGGGGCACUACACAGCGUACUGUAAGAACUCGGUGGACGGCCUGUGGUACUGCUUCGAUGACAGUGACGUGCAGCAGCUGUCUGAAGAUGAGGUCUGCACGCAGACAGCGUACAUCCUGUUCUACCAGCGGCGGACAGCUAUCCCCUCAUGGUCUGCCAAUAGCUCAGUGGCAGGAUCUACGAGUUCCUCCCUGUGUGAGCACUGGGUGAGCCGUCUCCCGGGGAGCAAGCAAGCCAGUGUCACCUCUGCGGCUUCUUCCAGGCGCACCUCCUUGGCUUCGCUCUCUGAGUCCGUGGAGAUGACGGGGGAGAGGAGUGAAGACGACGGAGGAUUCUCAACACGACCGUUUGUGAGGAGUGUCCAGCGUCAGAGCUUGUCCUCUCGGUCCUCUGUCACCAGCCCCUUGGCCGUCAAUGAGAACUGCAUGCGACCAUCUUGGUCCCUGUCUGCUAAGCUGCAGAUGCGCUCCAACUCUCCUUCCCGGUUCUCAGGGGACUCGCCGAUCCACACCUCUGCCUCCACCCUGGAGAAGAUCGGGGAGGCCGUGGACGACAAGGUGUCCAUAUCUUGCUUUGGGAGCUUGAGAAACCUUUCCAGCAGCUACCAGGAAGCAAGUGACAGUCACAAUCGACGUGAGCACAAGGCUGCUGGCCGGGCCCCACUGGCUGUCAUGGAAAGCGUGUUCAAGGAAGUGUCCGAUGCCUGCAAACUGAACGCGAGCGUUGCCGAGGCACAGAGCAAAAACCCAGCACAAGGGGAUAGCCUGCCCCCAGUCUCUGAUCCAUUUGAUAACAAUAACCAGAUUGCGUAUGUGGAUCAGAGUGAUUCUGUUGAUAGCUCUCCAGUGAAAGAAGUGAAGCCCCCGAGUCAUCCCAGCUCAGUCGCCAAGAAAGCAGACAGCACAGCCAAGCGGUCCCCCAGCUCCAGAGGCACCUCUGAGCCAGACAGGAGCUUGCGGAAGGGGCGGCCAGUCCUGGCAAGCCAGGAAUCCUCUCUUUCAAGUACAUCGCCUUCUUCUCCCGUUCCUGUGAAGGUUUCCACGAAACCCUCCCGCUCCCGGAGCAAAGCUGACUCUUCUUCCAGGGCCAGUGGGCGUCACGCCUCCCCUCUCCCAGCACAGGCCAAAAAGGAGUCAUCCCCGAAGUCCCAGGACGCUGGGUCAUCUCCUUCGCCACAGAAGCAGAAGUCACCAUCUUCCGUUGCUUCGUCGUCUGCCAAAAAGACCCCGGGCCCUGCUGCCCGAGGGCCCUUCCCCGCAGGGCGGAGCAGGACUUCAGACAGGAGCUUAAGCAGGGAGGGCUCCCGACAAAGCCUGGGUUCUGACCGGGCCAGCGUCACCUCCAGCUCCAAACCCAACUCCCCAUGGGUGAGCCAGACCCGAAUAGGGGACAGCAAGCAUGUCAGAAGCUCCUCCAUGGCCAGUCUGCGGUCCCCCAAUAUGAGCGUGAAGUCUGGUCUAAAGAGGGACAGCAAAUCUGAGGACAAGGGGCUGUCCUUCUUCAAAUCAGCCUUGAGACAGAAGGAGACCCGGAGGUCAACUGAUCUGGGCAAGACCACCUUGCUCUCCAAAAAGGCAGGUGGGACCUCCAGCAAGUUGGCUGGCAAGGGUGCCCCGGAGGAGAAGGGGGAGAAGGGAGAGAAGGGCUGCCCACCGCCCGGGACCCAGCGGCCUUCUGCAAAUGCGACCGGGAAGGAGCAGCUCAACUCCAAAGACCCCGCUCCUGCGAAGCAUUCCCUGCUGUCCGCUCGCAAAGCCAAGGCUUCCCAGCUGGACUCUGGAGUCCUCGCGUCUCCCGGGGGCAGGCAGACAGCUGAAAGGUCCUCGAAGAAGUUACCUUCUAGCAUGCAAACCUCUGCACGGCCUUCUCAGAAACCUCAGUGA